This is a messenger RNA of Salvelinus fontinalis (brook trout), 1754 nucleotides long. RefSeq lists its product as uncharacterized. The transcript is spliced from 2 exons. The record is from RefSeq and is a predicted model, not a curated record. NCBI's taxonomy places the organism in Eukaryota, Metazoa, Chordata, Actinopteri, Salmoniformes, Salmonidae. The coding region runs from base 724 to 1401 and encodes 225 amino acids.
GUCUGAUUGGUGACCAGUCUAGUAACUCCUUUAACACCACUAACAGGUCUGAUUGGUGACCAGUCUAGUAACUCCUUUAACACCUCUAACAGGUGCUAAAGGAGGAAAUAAAGUAAUAUGCCAAACAGGCUAGAAAAAAAAGAAGGGUUUAUAACAGAACCUGAAUGACGGGUUGUUACUCACUGACACUAUUGCAGUCAGUUCUGCAGUGCUAGUUUGAAUGUAAUUAGUCCCCCAAAGAGGAGAAACCAUCGCUCAUGGGUCCCUAACAAGAGAAAAGGGUUGAGCCCUUGGCUGUAGCUCAAACAUCUGGGUCUCAGACUACUGCUUGUCUAGGAUCAGGUCCCCCGUCCAUGGAAUCUCUUUCAUUAUGAUUAUAAGGAUUAAAACUGAUCCUAGAUCAUAACUCCAACUCGGCGACGCUUUAUGAAUCGAGGAGGCCGAAAGCAGUGAAGAACUGUGUGGUAUGGAACAUCAGCCCAGCCCAGGACUGGGAUUACUUUCAGUAUCAUUUCCUGUAAUCUCUGGGCUCUUCAUGGGUAGUCCUGCCCCCAGAGUAAAUAACACACACACACACACACACACACACACACACACACACACACAGACAGCAAAGCUUGCAGAUCAUCAAAUCAUCUUCUCACACGGCCUCAUACAGAUCUACAGGGACAUCGAGCAUCAGAAAAAUAGAGAUUACAUUUAUUUUAAAACACCAGGGGUACCAUGGUUCGAACAUUGAACACUAUGGCGGAGCUGAGAGCUUCUAGGUUUGGUCGUCCCUGGCCGAGGCACGGACUCAAGCUCCUUUUCUGGUUCGCCAAAGAUUACGUCGUCUUCAAAAAUGACAACCAGAUGUUUGCAAAAUACAACCCCAAAGAGGGAGGCUUUGGUUUCCAUCACUUCCAGAACAGACGUGAGUGUGAAAACGACAACUGCAAGAGGCUGCUUCCUUAUGGUGACUACCCGUUCUAUGAGGUGGGCAACCUCCACCUCCCAGCAUCUAAAUCCAUGCCUGAGUAUGUCAGGAAGUACAACCAUGGUCACAAAGAUACCAGCAACAUGGACCGCCUCAUCAUCAGCAUGCGUCCAGACAUGACAGUGGAUAAGGUCUAUGUGACCCAGCACGAGGACCUGAAGAGCUUCGACCCGGUCAACACCUAUUGCAUCAGCAGGGAGUUGCUCAUGAUCAUAUGUGGCCAUCCAUUGAGUAACUUCCUGGAACAGGCGGGCUAUUCCACCCAUGGCAUCGCCCCCAGGGAGUCUGGGGAUACCAGGAUUGAUAUGGAAGCUGGAUCCAGAGUUCCACCCAGAGCUGCACCCAGAGCUGCACCCAGAGCUUUACCCAAAGCUGCACCCAAAGCUGCACCAGGCUUCUGGGAAAGCUACUGUACCAUACUGUAACCAGGCUUCUGGGAAGCUACUGUACCAUACUGUAGAUCAGUGUCCUUUAGUCCUGGUCCUGGGGACCCCGAUGGGGGGAACUUUUUAGUUUCUUGCCCUAGCACAUGCAUUUAAUUUUGGUAUGUUCAUUUUCACUAAUACAUUUGGUCAUUUAUCAGACACUCUUAUCCAGAGUGACUUCAGUGCAUUAAAGGCAGAUAAACAGCAACAUACUGUAUCACAGUCAGAGCAAGUCAACUGUUUCUGUUACCAUUACUGAGAGGGUUGUUGCUGGUGGGGCCUGCUACUGGCUAACUUCUGUAUUUUAAAAUACAAAAUACAUGCAUUUUAAUUAAAUACACUUCAAAAUACAA